AUGACCGAAUCUACGGCCUAUCCCUCAGAGAUGGACGAAAGCAAGCUGUCUUCACCCAUCCCUUCCCCAACUGGAACCCAAGACGGCCUUUCGGCAGACAACGCACACGUUGCCAAUGAACGAGACCAAGCGAACUAUAUGCACCCGGAAGAGCAAGGGUAUAAUUGCACCUUGGAAAUAAAUGGGAAAUCCCGUGCAGAAAAUACCAAUGCACCCGAGGAGGUGCCAUUCAGGCCUUCGAAGGAUUCACCUACAUCGGUGAGCCCUCGACGACCAAAUAUUCUGGCAAACAGUGCGCAAAGGUCCUUCAGCCAAAGCCACCGGCAGCCUCACACCGGAGCGCCUGCCUCUCCCCGCCAUCCAAGUGUACAGUUUACCCGAGAGCCUUCCGAGAAUGAUCACUUCCCGGAAUCAAAUAAUCAAUCUAGACCCUCGUCUGCUAUGGGUGAUGACGUGGAUUCAGGAUUGAAGGGAAAACAAUCUAUCUUUACUAAAUUAAAAGCCUUUGCAGCCUCACCAUCAUUUAACUCGCAUUCGCGGUCAGCGAGUGGCGCAACAAUCGGAGACCAAAGGCAGAUUAAUCAUGACUUUGCCACUCCCGGUUCUGAAAGGGGGGAGUUUCGUUUUCCAAACACUCUAGAAGAGGAGGGGAGCGAUGUCGAUGCCGAUGCUGAGGAAAGUGCCGGAGAACAACAUGUCCGCCAGCGCAAAAAGAAGAAACAGAUACGACGACCGCAGGGAGACGAGUCUGCUCCACAAACAGAGCCGAACACACCAAAAGCCACGAGCCGACCGUCAUUCAAUCUAACUGCCCCGUUUGCACCUUUCGAAAAUUAUCGUCCGAACUUCUUCCCUCGGCGAAACACCGGGGACUACAGCCAACACCGCGACGGGGUAUCGGAGGAUGAGGGUCGGGAUCGGCUCAAUAGGGAUACAGCCUGGAGACGGAGAAGUGCUUGGCUGGCGAACAGCCGUGGAGUAACCAAUAGCGGGCGACAAUUGGAUUCGCAAACGAACCCAGAUGAGAGACGGCCCAGUAACCUUAGGCGCUUAACUGGGUUCGGGCCGUCGGAGAAUGCAGAAGGACCCUCUGCGCCCUGGAGGCGACAUCGAGCAGAGCGUGGUUCAAGCCUUAGCGCCCAAAGAUGGCGACAGAUAAAGGCCGGGCUGAAGCUAAUCGGACGGCGCAGGGUUGACAGCACUGUAGACCAUGCCAAGUCAGCCGAGCUGCUUGCUGAGCUGACUUCAGGGGUACCUGCAGCUUUGAUUUUAGCCAGCAUGUUUCAACGUGAUGAACAUGGGAGCAAACGAAUCCCAAUCCUUCUUGAACAGCUCAAGGUUCGAGUUACGGACAGCAAAAUUGACUCUCAUUCUGGAGAUCGCCACCUCGUAUUCAGAAUUGAGCUUGAAUAUGGUAGUGGUAUGACACGGAUGAAGUGGAUAAUUCACCGAACAUUGAAAGAUUUCGCAAACAUCCACCUCAAAUACAAGCUUCAUUUUGGAACUCAAAAGUACAUACAAUUGCGGAACCCCGAAGGCGGGCAAAAUCUUCCGCGUUUUCCUCGGAGUGCGUUUCCAUACUUGCGAGGCGUCCGCGGCCUGGACAGUGACAUGGAGGACGAAGAAGAGGAAGGUGGCUAUGAGACAGCUGCAGAGGCAACGAGUGGCAACGAGAGAACCGGCAAGAAGCAACAGCAAUCUCGUCGGCGAUCGUCGGGUGGUAUAUCUCGACGACAGUCUACUGUGACGAAUACAGAAGGAGAAGGAGCUGCAGGUACGGCAGAAGCCGGCCCGGCUACUAAGCGAGAGAGUUAUCCAGAGAGACAGAGGAAAAAGCUGGAGUCCUACCUUCAAAAGUUGAUCCGUUUCCUGAUCUUUAAGCCUGAUAGCAACCGCUUGUGUAAAUUCUUGGAGCUGUCCGCACUGGGUGUUCGCCUUGCUGCCGAAGGCAGCUAUCAUGGCAAAGAAGGUUAUUUGGUCAUUCAAUCAUCCAAAGGCCUCGAUUUCCGGAGGGCAUUGACUCCGGCUAUGGUAAAGAAGCGCCAUUCACCAAAAUGGUUCCUUGUCAGACACAGCUAUGUCGUGUGCGUCGACUCCCCCGAAGAGAUGAACAUAUACGAUGUAUUUUUGGUGGAUCCCUUUUUCAAACUCCAAACCCAAAAGAUCAGUUUACGGAAUCAGAAGGCUAAAGAGCUUGCAAAGUCGGCGAAGGAGUCAGCUAGGCAUCCACAACAUCACACGUUGAAACUCGAAAACUCGGAGCGAAAACUGAAGCUCUUGGCCAGGAAUGAACGCCAGCUUCAUCAAUUUGAAGAUUCUAUCCGGUUUAUGGUCGAAAACACCCCUUGGGUAAAACCGAAUCGAUUCGACAGCUUUGCCCCGGUGCGUCAAAACUGUUUCGCCCAAUGGCUGGUUGAUGCUCGUGACCAUAUGUGGGUAGUUUCGCGCGCGAUUAACCAGGCAAAAGACGUUAUCUAUAUCCAUGACUGGUGGCUCAGUCCCGAGCUUUAUAUGCGGCGGCCAGCUGCUAUCAGCCAGAAAUGGCGUUUAGAUCGCCUUCUUCAGCGUAAGGCUCGCGAAGGAGUUAAGAUUUUUGUUAUAAUGUACCGAAACAUUAACUCCGCCAUCCCCAUUGACUCAGAAUACUCCAAGUUUUCCCUCCUUGACCUGCAUCCAAAUAUCUUUGUCCAAAGAUCUCCCAAUCAGUUCAGGCAAAACACUUUCUUUUGGGCGCACCAUGAAAAACUAUGCAUCAUUGACCACACCCUGGCUUUCGUUGGAGGUAUUGAUUUAUGUUUCGGCAGAUGGGACACACCACAACAUCUACUCACGGAUGACAAGCCGACGGGGUUCGAGACACCCGAUGGACCCAAGGAUGCGGACCACUGCCAGCUUUGGCCCGGCAAAGACUAUUCCAACCCGCGAGUCCAAGACUUUUAUGACCUGGACAAACCUUACGAAGAGAUGUACGAUCGAAAUGUCACCCCCAGAAUGCCCUGGCACGAUAUAUCAAUGCACGUUGUUGGUCAGCCAGCUCGAGAUCUCACUCGCCAUUUUGUCCAACGCUGGAAUUAUAUUCUGCGUCAGCGAAAGCCAACACGACCAACGCCAUUUUUAUUGCCACCGCCUGAUUUUGACCCUGCAGACUUAGAAGCCCUUGGCCUUGAUGGAACCUGUGAACUUCAAAUAUUGCGUUCCAGCAGCGCAUGGUCGACUGGCACGUCGGACAUCACAGAGCACAGUAUCAUGAAUGCCUAUGUCAAACUGAUUGAAGAAUCCGAGCAUUUCGUAUACAUCGAGAAUCAGUUUUUCAUCAGUACAUGUGAGAUUGAGGGUAGAAAGAUCGAGAAUCUAAUCGGGGACGCGCUGGUGGAACGAAUUACUCGGGCCGCGAAAAAUAAGGAAGCAUGGCGCGCCACCAUCAUAAUUCCCCUGAUUCCCGGGUUUCAGAAUACCGUGGACAGCGAGGGCGGGACAAGUGUCCGCCUUAUCAUGAUGUGUCAGUAUCGGAGUAUCUGUCGAGGAGAGACCUCUAUAUUCGGAAGACUGCGAGCUUUGGGUAUUGAACCUGAGGAUUAUAUCCAGUUCUUUAGCCUUCGUACUUGGGGGAAGAUAGGUCCACAGAAACAGCUGGUCACUGAGCAGCUUUACAUCCAUGCCAAGUGCAUGAUUGUGGAUGACCGGGCCGCAAUUAUUGGGUCUGCAAAUAUCAAUGAGCGGUCCAUGCUAGGAUCGCGGGAUUCAGAGGUAGCAGCCGUAGUACGCGAUACAGAUAUGAUUUGGUCUACCAUGAAUGGCCGCCCAUAUCUCGUAGGACGGUUUCCACAUACCCUGCGUAUGCGUCUCAUGAGGGAGCAUCUGGGCAUAGACGUCGAUGAGUUGAUGGAGCAUUCAAUGGCGACCGAGGAAGAGCUGCGAAGGAUUGAAAUCGCAGAACAAGACACCAAGCCAGCAGAAGACCAGGAAAGACCCGAUUCUGAAUCCCUUAUGCAGGAGAAGCAAACUGAACGGGAUAUGAUCGAACGCCGACAUCGUAUGCAGGAUGAAUUUCUCUCACGAUCUGAAGACAUGCACAGUUUUAAUCACGAUGUUGAUUGGGAGCAGAGUAAUAAUCCGAAUCUCAAAUCGAACAGAAAGCUCACUGCCGAUGCGAGGGUGACCGCCAAUCAAGAGCACAAAAAGGAUGUCGACGGCUUCGGGCUUGAUCGUCUUAAUACUGCGGUACAAGCUGGAUUGGGAGACGCCCGCGAUUCCGAACUUUUGGACGCCAGGACUGAGGUGUUACUCUCUCCCAUCGCGUGUGAAGGUAAGGGCACUGUUCGGCAGCCGAAGCAAUCGCCACGACAAAACACGCAACCUAGUGAUAGAAAGCCCAAACAAGCAUCUCCUGAUAGAGCAACUAAUGAUGCCGAGCCGAAUUUAAUUGUGGAAGGACUUCCAGCUGCUCGUCAUCCCGUACUAGCGUCGGGGCAAGAGACUGAGAGCAGCAACGGCAGCGCUGCCGUAACAUCCAAAGAUAAACACGACACGUCUAAGUACCAUCUGCUAGGCCCGGACGUGAAACAUAUCUUCAUCGACCAAAAUUGCAUGAGAGACCCUGUGAUCGAUUUGUUCUACCUAGACACCUGGUACGCCGUUGCUGAUAAAAACACGAAGAUUUUCCGGAGUGUUUUUCGUUGUAUGCCUGAUAGCGAAGUGAAAUCCUGGAAAGAGUAUAAAGAAUAUACCGCCUAUGCUGACCGUUUUGCGGAGAUGCAAAACCAUCACAGCUCUAAAGCACCCCACUUAUCAUAUCAACAUCAAAGACUGACAGGCCCACCUGGGGCGGGUACCGUACCUGGCUUAGGUGUCAAACCAAAUCUGCAGGUUGCUGGUAAUAGUGCAGAGAAAUCGCCGAUCGACAGUCCUGAAUACCAGGGAGCUGGUGCUACACAAAAUCUCGGCGAGCGAUCACCAUCCGAGCUGGCAAAACAGGAAAUGGUAUCGUCUUUGGACGAGAAAGCUGCUCAGAGCGCAACAGACGUGUUAUUCUCAGGAAACGGACGAAAUGGGCGCCACGAAGAAAACGGUUCAUCUGGAGAAGAUCUCGAGAAGCAGCGCUCGGAUCUCCCCCUGGUUGACUACUCAGAUGCCUUGAACCGGAAUGCUACGACGCAGUCGCGACGGCGAAGACGAAGAGCAACAACAUUGGGUUCAAAAAGAGACUUCCAUGCAUCAGAUGAAAUGAUGGAUAGGCAGCGAGCAGAGGAUCUCUUGGAGCAGGUCCAGGGGCAUCUCAUCCUGUGGCCGUAUGACUGGCUCGAGAAAGAGGAACAGGGCGGGAAUUGGCUCUACACGUUGGAUCAGAUCUCUCCACUGGAAAUAUACAAUUAA
Aspergillus tanneri is the source of this 5373-nucleotide messenger RNA. RefSeq names its product phospholipase D (gene pld3). Gene Ontology annotation, biological process: cell motility. The record is from RefSeq and is a predicted model, not a curated record. The coding region runs from base 1 to 5373 and encodes 1790 amino acids. Gene Ontology annotation, molecular function: phosphatidylinositol binding; catalytic activity. The transcript has 3 exons. Lineage: Eukaryota; Fungi; Ascomycota; Eurotiomycetes; Eurotiales; Aspergillaceae.